GUGGAGACCGCGCCAAAGCUCAGACAGCGGCGACUCUUCGGGACAUAAGCCACUGCAGAGAGGCUCUCUACACACUUUACCUUCGCUUCAGCUGCUGCGCGCACUUCUAACUUCGCUCUUCGGAGACUUUGUGGGACUGAUUUUUUUUCUCAGACAGUUGAGUCAAGACAAGAAAGACCUCUUUGAUACAAUUUUUUAGGAAAUGUUGUUCAACUUAACGGUCGUGACCCACGUCUGACGGGGCGGUGCGGCGGAGUUGCCGCACUGUUGGACUGGAUAUAUAACUAGCUUUCACUCAAGAAGGUCCGCACCCCAAUCUACAGUAUCAUACAACAAGUGGAUACCUUUUUGCCUCGAAUACUGUCAUCUGACGGGAUAGGAUUUGACUUCACCGGCUUUUCACUUUGAAUAUGUUGCUGUCAAAGUUUGGUUCAUUUUCCCACAUUUGCAAUCCUUCAAGCAUGGACCACCUACCAGUGAAGAUACAGCUCCAGUCAGUCAAAGUGGAGAAGGAGCCUUUUGAGAAGGUUUACCAAGUGGGCUCGGUUCUGGGCAGCGGGGGCUUCGGCACUGUGUACGCCGGGAGCCGGAUUUGUGAUGGCGCGCCGGUUGCUGUAAAACAUGUCGCAAAGGAGCGAGUGACCGAGUGGGGCACAAUUAACGGAUCUAUGGUGCCUUUGGAGAUCUUGCUGCUAAAGAAGGUCAGCUCGUCUUUUCGCGGAGUUAUCAAAUUGCUGGACUAUUAUGAGCGCCCGGAUGGCUGGCUCAUCGUUAUGGAGAGGCCGGAGCUCGUCAAGGACCUUUUCGACUUUAUCACCGAAAAGGGCGCGCUGGACGAGGACACGGCCCGAGGAUUUUUCCGCCAGGUUUUGGACGCGGUUCGACACUGCUACAGCUGCGGUGUAGUGCACAGAGAUAUCAAAGAUGAAAACCUGCUUGUGGAUCUACGCACCGGGGAGCUCAAGCUUAUUGACUUUGGCUCAGGGGCGAUUCUCAAGGACACGGUCUACACGGAUUUCGAUGGUACUAGAGUCUACAGUCCACCUGAAUGGAUCCGCUUCCAUAGAUACCACGGGCGGUCGGCAACUGUGUGGUCACUUGGGGUGCUUCUCUAUGACAUGGUGUGCGGAGACAUCCCGUUUGAACAAGAUGAGGAAAUACUCCGAGGCAGGCUGUACUUCAGGAGGAGGAUUUCUGCAGAGUGCCAGCAGCUCAUCAAGUGGUGCCUGGCUCUGCGCCCGUCGGAUCGGCCCACGUUGGAACAGAUCUGUGACCACCCCUGGAUGAGAGCAGCAGGGGUGGAGUCCUCCUCCAAAUCACCAGAGGAGCCCAGUGUGAAGAGUGGGGACAUUCGGCUACGCACCAUCGACACAGACUCUUCAUCAAGCACAAGCUCGAGCAAGGAGAGCCUCUGAGGGCGGACCCCAACUCUGGACUCUGUGAUCUCAAAAUUGACUCUGAAAAAAGACUGUCCAGCCCACUACUGGCUGAGAAAAAUGUAUUUUAAUUUUCCUCUUUUGUAGGGAAUUUCUAAUUUAUUACUUUUGCGUACCCUCUUCUUUUACUUUGAAAUACUUGUUUCCUUAAAGGGGAACAUUAAACUGUUUGGGUGGUCUUACCAGCAAUAUUUAUUAUUUCUUCUUUUUAAUAACUAUAUUUGUUUUGUUACUAGGCUGGUAUAUGCAGCUGGCAAGGCCCUCCUACCAGACAUGACUGCUCUCAUAGAGCUCAGAGAAACCCUAUUAUUAUUAUUUAAAUGUUUUAAUUUUGAUUUUGGAGUGCCUUUUUUUGGAACGCUGCUUUUCGGGGGGCUUUCCACUUAUCAACAACUCGAUCAUAUAGUGGAUAGCCCAGAGCCUGGCGGUGAAGUUGUGUUGCACAGUGAUGGUGAGGCUCAUGCCCUUGACCAUCAUUGUACAACCCAUAACUCAAGGGGCUUAUUAGACCAGAGAUACGAAGGAGAUGGUAGUGGGGGCCGUGCUACAGAGAAAUACUUGAAAUACAUCUUUUAAACUGCUGCUCACUCACUCAAGCCUGAACAGGUGUUUUGGAAACUGGAUCCUGUCAAUUCUGAAUGUCUCCAAAAUGUCGACCCUCACAAAACGACCCCCCUCCUCUCUCCUUCUCUAACUUGACUUUUUACUACUACUCUCUUAAAGAAGCCUAUACCGCCAUAUCACUGCUACUACAACACUACAUGCCCCCCGCUCCCCGACCUCCCUCAGGAUUUGGGGGGGAGUGAGAAAUGCACAAUCAAUGCAAUAUUCAUGGACUCAAAAAUAUUGUACAGCUUGUUUUUAUUUUGUUGUGUGUACAUUUCUCCCCCUUUGCAUUUAAUUUAUUUGUAAACCAUGUAGACAUUCCACACUCUUGUGGCUAUUUAUUUAUUUAUUGUCUAUGCUUAAAAAACCCCUUAAAUUUUUUUUUUUUUUUUUUUUGGCAUAUCCUACUUGGCCUUUUAUUUUUCAUUCCUAACUUAUUUUUACAUUCAACUUUUUUGAAGAUGUGGAGGAUGCACUGAAGCAAGUUGUUGAUGUUGAACAGAAUAAAACAGUUUACUUAAAUUUGAGAGAGCAAUGAAUGUUAUUUAUAGUCUUUAAAUAAAUACGUCUGUUAUGUCAAAAUCUGAAAAUCCAUCUAAUUUAUGUUCUGUCAAAACGAAAGCAAAGGAAAAAACAACAGAUAAAGUGCUUUCAAAGUUGUCACAGCCUCAAAUUCAACAUCUUUCUGUUUUGCUGUGUGACUUGUGGCUCUGAAGGAUGGAUAUUGCUAUUUUUUGAUACAAGAAUUUCAAUUAAACACCCAUUUUUAUGUACAGAAAUAC
Messenger RNA from Periophthalmus magnuspinnatus, 2824 nucleotides. RefSeq names its product Pim-3 proto-oncogene, serine/threonine kinase (gene pim3). The record is from RefSeq and is a predicted model, not a curated record. Gene Ontology annotation, biological process: regulation of mitotic cell cycle; protein autophosphorylation; negative regulation of apoptotic process. Gene Ontology annotation, cellular component: cytoplasm. Gene Ontology annotation, molecular function: protein serine/threonine kinase activity; ATP binding. The transcript has 6 exons. Lineage: Eukaryota; Metazoa; Chordata; Actinopteri; Gobiiformes; Gobiidae. Bases 411 to 1415 code for a protein of 334 amino acids.